CUCACCUCUUCAAUCUUCAUUACUCAAUCACUUCUCUCUCUCUCUCAAAAUUAAUGCAUUACUUAAACGUUAAUAUCUUCUGCAUAACGUUAUCAGCUUCUGCGGUGUGUUCCCGUCGGCUCUCAGAACACUAAAACUCCGACCAACUCGAUCAGCUUUCAAAGUGCAGGAAGUUAAUCGGAGAUGGCCGGCGAUCAACUGCAAGUGCUUAACGCACUCGAUUUGGCGAAAACACAAUGGUACCAUUUCACGGCAAUCGUGAUUGCCGGAAUGGGUUUCUUCACCGACGCAUAUGAUCUCUUCUGCAUUUCCCUGGUGACUAAACUGCUCGGCCGGAUUUACUACCACGUCGACGGCGCGGCGAAGCCGGGGACACUGCCGCCGAAUGUUUCGGCGGCGGUGAACGGCGUCGCGUUCUGCGGGACGCUGGCGGGGCAGCUGUUUUUCGGGUGGCUGGGGGACAAGCUGGGGAGGAAGAAGGUGUACGGGAUGACGCUAAUGAUGAUGGUGAUUUGCUCGGUGGCUUCCGGGCUCUCGUUCGGGCACACGCCGAAGAGCGUGAUGGCGACGCUCUGUUUCUUCCGGUUCUGGCUGGGAUUCGGCAUCGGCGGCGAUUAUCCGCUCUCCGCCACCAUUAUGUCAGAGUACGCCAACAAGAAGACGCGCGGGGCGUUCAUCGCCGCCGUGUUCGCGAUGCAGGGGUUCGGGAUUCUCGCGGGCGGGAUGGUGGCGAUUAUAGUCUCCGCGUCUUUCAAGGCGGCAUUCCCCGCCCCGGACUACGCAUUCAACGCCAUCCGCUCUACCGUCCCGCAGGCCGACUACGUUUGGCGGAUAAUUCUCAUGUUCGGCGCCCUCCCCGCCGCGAUGACGUACUACUGGCGAAUGAAGAUGCCGGAAACCGCGCGUUACACCGCCCUAGUCGCCAAGAACGCGAAACAGGCGGCCUCGGAUAUGUCUAAGGUUAUGGUUAUGCAGGUUGAAAUCGAAGCCGAACAGGAAAAGCCUCAAGAAUCUAUCCAAAAAGAUUUCGGGCUUUUUACCAAACAGUUUCUCCGCCGCCACGGCCUCCAUUUAUUGGGAACCACGACCACCUGGUUCUUACUCGACAUUGCUUUUUACAGCCAGAAUCUCUUCCAGAAAGACAUCUUCUCCGCCAUUGGAUGGAUCCCGAAAGCGGAAACCAUGAACGCGCUCGAGGAGGUGUAUAGAAUCGCCAGAGCCCAGACGCUGAUCGCCCUUUGCAGCACCGUGCCGGGGUACUGGUUCACGGUGGCGUUAAUCGACAAAAUGGGGAGAUUCGCCAUUCAGUUAAUGGGUUUCUUCUUCAUGACAGUCUUCAUGUUCAUCUUAGCCAUUCCCUACACCCACUGGACACACAAAGACAACCGAAUCGGAUUCGUAAUCAUGUACUCCCUCACCUUCUUCUUCGCCAAUUUCGGGCCAAACGCCACCACGUUCGUCGUCCCCGCAGAGAUUUUCCCGGCGAGGUUGAGGUCCACCUGCCAUGGAAUCUCGGCGGCGGCGGGGAAAGCCGGCGCCAUUAUCGGCGCGUUUGGGUUCUUGUACGCUGCGCAAUCCUCUGAUCCCAAGAAGACUGAUGCUGGGUAUCCUCCUGGGAUUGGUGUCAGAAACUCUCUGAUUGUUCUUGGAUGCGUCAACUUUUUGGGCAUAUUGUUCACAUUGUUGGUGCCAGAAUCUAAGGGGAAAUCGCUGGAAGAGAUGUCUAAAGAGAAUGGGGGAGAAGAAGAGAGUGGAAGUGAGAUGAGAGCUCAGGGGCGGACAGUGCCGGUUUAAUUACUUAGUCUUAUGAAAAAACAUAUUUACAUCGUAUUCCUAGUAGUUAGUAACGUUGUAUGGCUUUAGUGGCCAUGGCAGAACUAAGUCUAAUGAAGCAUAGGUAUGCUGUCAUAUGAUAUGAUGAGAUUUUUUUUUUAUUAAAUGAAAAUAGUAGUAUUGCAAUACA
Messenger RNA from Ipomoea nil (Japanese morning glory), 1963 nucleotides. RefSeq names its product inorganic phosphate transporter 1-4-like. The record is from RefSeq and is a predicted model, not a curated record. Gene Ontology annotation, cellular component: membrane. Gene Ontology annotation, biological process: transmembrane transport; phosphate ion transport. Lineage: Eukaryota; Viridiplantae; Streptophyta; Magnoliopsida; Solanales; Convolvulaceae. The transcript is spliced from 2 exons. Bases 184 to 1794 code for a protein of 536 amino acids. Gene Ontology annotation, molecular function: phosphate transmembrane transporter activity.